AUGACGGUUAAGCGCAAGACACGGAAUGAUGGCCUCGGACAUCCCUCCGCGGCGCGCGGUUCCGAAAACGCGCUCGAGUCGCGUCGAUCGACGCGUCUGCACAACUUUCUCUCUCGACUUGUCACCGUGCCUCUCCCGAUCCGCACCUUCGCGCGUCUCCAAGCGCGCACAAAGCCGGUGGACACAUCCAAGCAGGACAUCAGCGCCUGGCUCUCUCAAUCUACAGCGACCGAUCCGGCAGCAGCAGAGGAGAUGAGCGACGAUGAGGGCUCUGGCGCGGUCGAAUAUGUGCUUUCGACGGAGGACUGGCCGCUCCCGCUUGAGCAUCUGACGCACGCUUUGCUGUCGUCGAGCACGGCGUCGCGCGUGCACUUUCUACGGCACGAUCUGCUCCCACUAGCGCAGCAGGCCGAUCUAUCGCUAUCGCAGACGCUCGACCUGUUCAAAGCCCUAACGCUCCCCUCGACGCACUAUGCCGACUCUUCCCCGCCUGCGACAGAAGAAUAG
Molecule: messenger RNA, 507 nt
Organism: Peniophora sp. CBMAI 1063
Lineage: Eukaryota; Fungi; Basidiomycota; Agaricomycetes; Russulales; Peniophoraceae
Source: the annotation of a GenBank genome assembly